AUGUCAGAGGAUGUCUCUUUCUUCGCUUACAUCUUCGAUGACUCUCCAGAACACAAAGCUCGAGCUUCAAAACCAUACGCAUUCCCCAAAACAACGUUGAAGGACAUUCACGAUGCCGUUCCUAAAUGGUGUCAUGAGAAGAAAACGUUCACUUCCCUUUAUUAUGUGGGCAGGACAUUACUUUGGGGCACCGUUUUCUUUACCUUCGCCUUGUGCAUUCCAACCCUGACUUCUCUCCUCGAACCCUUCGGUCCCCGAGUACAAUGGUGGGCUAAGGCGUUCAUGUGGACUCAAUAUUGGUGGUGGCAGUCUAUGGUUGGAUGCGGAAUUUGGACACUUGCUCAUGAAGCAGGCCAUAUGACGCUUUCACCCUACCCCUGGGUUUGCCAUGCGAUUGGGUGGACACUUCACUGUUUAGUCCUUGUGCCUUACUAUGGGUGGAGGUAUUCUCAUGCGUUACAUCACAAAGCAACGAAUUCCAUCGAACGAGACGAAAAUUUCUGCCCUUCCACUCGGUCAGAUUUCGGUCUUCCGCCACAGCAGGAGGCUUUACCGUCUGUGUACGAAGAGAUAUUGCAGGAAGCACCUAUUGUGGUGUUUUUUAGGGUAUUGCUGCAGCAGGUACUUGGAUUGGAGGCUUAUUUGAUUGUGAAUGCGCUCGGGAACAGGAGUUAUCCCAAGGGGACGAAUCAUUAUCUUGUCAAUUCCCCACUUUUCAAAACGGACGCUUCGAAGACAGCCGUAUUGGGCUGCAACAUUGGGAUGAUAACGAUGUUGUAUGUCCUCUACCGCUUUGCAAAGGCGACGAGCUGGGGGUAUUUGGGUGUCAUUUAUUUCGUACCCUGGUUUUUGACGAAUCACUGGAUCGUGGCUCUUGUGUUCCUUCAGCAUACAGAUCCUACUGUUCCGCAUUACAGGAAAGGGGCAUGGACGUUCCUGAGAGGCGCGACGUGCACCAUCGAUCGACCCCUCCUUGGUUGGAUGGGACGUUACUUCCUCCACAACAUCUCCCAUGACCACGUCGCGCACCACUUUUUCUCGCAAAUCCCUUUCUACCAUCAACCUUACGUCACACAAGCGAUCAAGAAAGUGUUGGGCGAUGAUUAUUGUUAUGACGGCACAAACACCUAUCGAUCUAUCUGGAGGAAUUUUACUCAGUGUCAGUUCGUGGAAGAUGAAGGGGACGUGGUGUUUUAUCGGGAUCGGAAAGGGGUUCCGACGAGGGUGAUGGAGGGAUCUGUGGGGAAUGGUGUGGAUGAGCAUGAGGGGAGGCGAAAUGGGAUCAAUGGAACGAAGGUGGAGGAUAAAGGGCCAGUGGACUUCUUGGAUGAUACGGAGAAGUAUGGAGAAGGCCAACUCUGCGAGAUGAGCAAAUCGGUUGUGCAUAGUGCAACCAGAGGUCCACAUGCACGUUCCGAGUAUAUAGUGCCGGUGUCCUCCGGUGCCGCAUGCUCGGUUCAGUGCAAAGACUUCUGGAGCCCGAAAUUGUUGAAAGCGCUCAAGUACAACAACGCGGAUGGACCGGCAUCACGAAAGUGUUUGCACAGAUAA
Molecule: messenger RNA, 1551 nt
Organism: Cantharellus anzutake
Lineage: Eukaryota; Fungi; Basidiomycota; Agaricomycetes; Cantharellales; Hydnaceae
Product: fatty acid desaturase-domain-containing protein
Exons: 10
Coding region: 1-1551 (516 amino acids)
Biological process (GO): lipid metabolic process
Molecular function (GO): oxidoreductase activity
Source: RefSeq, a predicted model, not a curated record